CUGGUAGCAGCGCCACUUCCACUGCAUGUUCGACUGAACCUAAACAGGCUCAAGUUCCCCAUAUGGUGAACAUUCCGAACCCAUUGCCUACUUCUCUUGGCAAUGGCUUCAAAGCGGAUUUCAAGAUCACCGGUUCACGGGUCGCUAUGGCGGAACCCGGAAUCAUUGGUCCUGCGGUUUCCAUUUUGAUGGUAUCCAACACCGGGAGCAGCAACGGGUGCACGGUAACACCCGUACCAACGCCAACGACGUCGGCAGUUCCAUCACCAACACCGGUGCCGCCAGCUACUGGUGACCUUGACUCGCCAAUCGCCUCCACCAAGGUUGAGCAACAAUAUGGCGCUUUAUCGGAGCGUUUACCAAACGGUACAGAUGUCAUUGGAGGAACGGACGUCGAAUCGUUGGCCAAUCUGCGGCCUCCACCACUGCAAGCAAAACCCACUGCGGCUCCAAUCCCCGCUAACACGGGCGAGGUGAUGGCCGUUUCACAAUCUCGAUCGGCACCGACGGUUUCGAAUUUAGUGGUCCAGGCCUCUGCUCUGAUGGCCGAUUACUGUCAACGGUUGUUAGAGGACAUGCUGACCGAAUUCGCCUCCCAGGGUUCACUGGAGGCGAAGGUGGCUCAGCUCCAUUUGAAGCUCGAGAAUGCCGAGAAACGGCACCAAGUGGAGCAGGCGAGGCUAACGGAAGAGCAUGGUAUGCAGCUGGAAGAGCAGCGGCUGAAACUGGAGCGAGAAAAGGACGCUGCUAUGCGCGAGGUGCGCCAGAACGCUGCCGCAGAGAAGGAUCGGGCCGUGGCACUGGCAAAGAAAACGCAAUGGU
Molecule: messenger RNA, 822 nt
Organism: Anopheles bellator
Lineage: Eukaryota; Metazoa; Arthropoda; Insecta; Diptera; Culicidae
Exons: 2
Source: RefSeq, a predicted model, not a curated record